AGUGUGAUAUCAAAUUGCCGACACUCACAGUUCUAAAGUGACCACCGACGUGUACAAACCACGGCAUUCCCGUCAGGUGCUGCUCUAAAGAUCAUUCGAAAUUUCCUCACCUACGCAAAGUUGCUCAAUUUGCACUCAAAGAAACAAGAGAGAGCGAAAACCACGAAUUAGUCAUUGGCGCGAUAAGGGGGUUUGUGUCUCAUUUUAUAUUUUGCGAUAAGAUAGUCAAUUUAUUGGGAGAGAUCGUUGUUUUUGCGAAACGCCACUGUAUUUUUAGCAAAGUAUUUAAAAAAGAAUCAUCCACAUCAUUCUUGUAGGAUAGAGAGACAUUCUUGUUGUAAUAGAAAAGUGCGCGAUUUGGUGCAAGAAAAAAUGUCCAAUUUGGUGGGAAAUGUGAAAAUUCUGCAAGAGCUGAAAGUUCACACGAGUGAUGUGACAUCAAUUGAAUUCUACGGGAAUUCAUUGCUGAUCACGGGAUCCAGCGAUAAGACUGUUCGAGUUUUCCGUUGGAUUGUUGGUAGUGGAUUUGUCGAGGAGAACUUUUCACCCCUCUUGGGGCAUAAGUAUGGUGUAACAAGUGUUAAAAUGUCACCACAGGGUGCUACUUUGGCAUCAGCAUCUGUGGAUGGCAGCAUUAUCCUUUGGAAUGUAAAUGAUGGCCAAAAGAUGAGUACCCUAAAUCAGGAAGCUGGUGAAGCAAUUAGAGCGUGUGCCUUCAGUCCAGAUGGAUCAUUUCUAGUCAGCUCAGAUGACAGUGGAGCUGUAUGCAUCUGGGGACAAAAUAAGAAUUUCUUGAGCUCAAUUCGUGUGCAUGAAGAAGCAGUUCACACUCUUGCCUUCUCCCCGGAUUCUUACGUGCUGGUAACAGGAUGCAAUCUGGGAAAUUUACGCUUUUUCAUCGUAGAACAACCAAUUGAGAGAGGUGUAAAAUUCAUCGCUGAUUGCUCAGUUGAUAAUGCACACGACCUGGGAGUUUUAUCAGCGGAUUUCUGCAAAAUUGUACGCAAUGAUCCUUCAGAUCAACGCACUGCAAUAUAUACUUUGGCUACUUGUGGCACAGAUCACUACCUCAAGAUUUGGCGCCUUUUCGUUGUUCACGGCGUGUAUGGAGAUGAGGAGAGACGUACAAAGCUUAUACCUCAGACACCGCAGGAGCAUAUCUGUGGAACAUCUACAAUUUAUUGCACUGAGCGAAUGAAUGCUGAGUGUGUUUUGAACAUCAAUGCACAUGGUAGUUCAGUGACAUGUGUCCGAUUCAACGGCACAGGAACUCUCUUGGCAUCCUGUAGUCUCGAUAGAAUGGUCAAGAUAUGGGAUAUGCAGGGAAAUUGCCUCAAAACCUUGUCAGAUCACACUCGCUACGUAAACUGCAUGACAAUCAAUGGGAAUUCCACCAUUAUUGCAUCCGGAUCAAAUGAUCGUAGUGUAAUUGUUUGGGAUUUGAAUGGAGAAUUGAGUUUGAAUUCUCAUGUGUCUGAAAUGAGGAGCCUCUUGUUUCGCCUUGUGGCUGAUAGUGGUUCAGAUAUGCCACUUGAAUUUAUUUGUCCAAUUACACAUGAGCUUAUGCGGAAUCCAGUUAUGCUGGAAGAUGGUUUUUCCUAUGAAGAAGCAGCAAUUGAUGAGUGGUUCAAAAUGGGCAAGGGAACGUCUCCAAUGACAAAUCUUGAACUCAUAUCGAUGGAAACAAUUCCAAAUACUCAUCUUAAAAGCUGUAUUGAUAAAUAUCUUAAAUCAUUGGAUUACGAUGCAGUAGACACGGGAUUUUAAAAGGAUUUAUCUAAAUCUACUAUUUUCACUCUACUCCACGUGAUUUUUAUAUUUCAUAAACUUUGUGAUUUUUACACAGAAAUAAAAUUAUAAAAUGCCCGCCAAAA
Lutzomyia longipalpis is the source of this 1874-nucleotide messenger RNA. RefSeq names its product WD repeat, SAM and U-box domain-containing protein 1-like. The transcript is spliced from 6 exons. NCBI's taxonomy places the organism in Eukaryota, Metazoa, Arthropoda, Insecta, Diptera, Psychodidae. Bases 373 to 1767 code for a protein of 464 amino acids. The record is from RefSeq and is a predicted model, not a curated record. Gene Ontology annotation, molecular function: protein binding; ubiquitin-protein transferase activity. Gene Ontology annotation, biological process: protein ubiquitination.